Cricetulus griseus (Chinese hamster) is the source of this 561-nucleotide messenger RNA. Lineage: Eukaryota; Metazoa; Chordata; Mammalia; Rodentia; Cricetidae. The record is from RefSeq and is a predicted model, not a curated record.
AUGCCCCAGGAUUUACAGAGCAUGAGGACCCAGCUUGCCCAGAAGAAGUUCAAGGCCAAACACCGAUUUUGUGUGACUCCUGUGAUUCCUAUGAGGAUGACCAGUUCCAUCUUCCCACAUCCUGUGACUAGAAUAACUUCCCACCCGAAGAAUAUUAUCAAAUACAGGAAGAGGCUUGAAGAGAAUUUGGAGAAACCCAGGCAGCUGUGUCCAUUCAGGAGACUGCAGGAAUAUCUACUUGAAGACACUAAAUGGGGAAUACAGGCUGAAGCCAAAGUUCCAAGUGGUGUUAAUAAUCAGCACACUUCCCAACACUUCACCUCCAUCCCACCACUGAGUUCAGAAAAGAUGGUACAAGUUCAGCUGUCGCCAUCUUCCUUUAGUCAAGGGGUAACAUUGCCAGUCACUCUUCCGCCAUUGCCAUCUUUGAACAGUCAAGUGGUAACUACUACAGACAUCCAAAGACAGGCCCAGAAGGUAGAUACAGCCCGGGAGAGACUGGCUUCGCUCUUGGAGGCAGACAGGCUUGCCAGGCAGGCCGAGAAUAUGGCAGAACAGUGA